AUGUGUCGGAGAAGAAGACUAGCACGUCUUAUUGUUCAUCGUCGCUAUAGUAGCGGCGCUGCGCGAGACUCGGUGCUCCAGUCGUCGCUGGGAUGGCGUUGUGUGAGCUGCUCUGCACGCUACGACGUGGAUGUGGUGUUUCUUCCCUCCAAUAUGCCUGGCAGAGAGACGCUUUCUAAUGUGAAUGCAACAAGGAUAAACGAACCAGUUUGUCUAUCCUUUCACUUAAUGCCUUCUUGUGAAUGCAAAGUUUCAGUCCCGUCAAAAAAAGACGAUCAUAAUAUUGAAACGUAUAAAAAAGAUUUGGCUGAAACAGGUAAUUGCGGAAGGAAUGAUAUUGAAUUCAUCGAUUUUUUGUCUCGCGAGAACACUACUAAAAAGUAUGGCGCAUCUACUCAAGUUGAAGAAUCCAACUCAGAUGAAGAACUAGAUGACCUUGAACUCAGAUUUUGGAAUCCAAAGCUUCCGAGAAGAAGGGUAAUUGGGGUUGAAACAGAUCCGUACGUUCAAGUUCAACCUCUGAAUCCAAUAACAGUUGAGGAUGAAAUAUUACAGCAAGAGGAUCCAAUUGUAAUGGGGAAUGAAAUAAUUCCAUACGUUCAAGUUCAACCUCCGAAUCCAAUAAUAGUGGAGGAUGAAAUAUUAGAACAGGAGGAUCCAAUAGUAAUGUGGAAUGAAAUAAUUCAAUACGAUCAAAUUCAACCUCCGAAUCCGGUAAUAACGGAGGCUGAAAUAAUUCAACAGGUUCAGGUUGAAGAUGAGGAUCCUGAUCAUUGGAGAAUCAAGAAAGUGUUGAAAAAAAGUGAUGUUGAUGGUUCCUCGAGACUCUUGAUCGGAAGAAACCCAGUGUUGACACAUAUUGCACCUUUCUUUACAAACGAUCCAUAUGAAUUUUGCCAGAAUAAUGAGGGACUAAGGGUCAGAGUUUUUGAUGUCAAUACGCGUACAGAGCACAUCCUGACGCUUAAAAAAUGGAAGUCUAACAGUUUUGUACUGUUGGAUAAAUGGAAGAAACACUUUGUGAACAGGAGGAAACUCGAGGAGAACGAUGAGGUGGGGCUUAGAUGGGAUGUUAACUCUUCAAGAUUGGAAUUUACUGUACUUAGAAGGCACCACCAUGAGGAAUGA
Fraxinus pennsylvanica is the source of this 1128-nucleotide messenger RNA. The record is from the annotation of a GenBank genome assembly. NCBI's taxonomy places the organism in Eukaryota, Viridiplantae, Streptophyta, Magnoliopsida, Lamiales, Oleaceae.